This is a messenger RNA of Corticium candelabrum, 822 nucleotides long. RefSeq lists its product as uncharacterized. The record is from RefSeq and is a predicted model, not a curated record. The transcript is spliced from 2 exons. Bases 1 to 453 code for a protein of 150 amino acids. Lineage: Eukaryota; Metazoa; Porifera; Homoscleromorpha; Homosclerophorida; Plakinidae.
AUGGGUGGUCGUCAUGGACCUGCACUGCUCCCUGUUGUGUUGCUCUGCGCGAAAGAAGAACUCGUACCUUGCAAGUUCCUCAGUCUGGAUCGGGAAGAAGUUGCCCUAGUCUCGAAGAAAGGCGAACUCGAUACGAUGAUAACAAAGCGUGUUACAUCGAUGGAAAAUGCUACAAGCAACUCGAAAAAAGCCCCAAUGGCUGCAAUCAAUGCCAAAAGGACUAUUCAAGAAAUUAUUGGAAAAGGCUUUCCCAAGGAACAUGCGACGACGGCAACAGUUGCACGGCUAAUGAUACCUGUCAGUCCGGAUGUUGCAUCGGAAAACCAUACGGAUGCCUCCACUGCCAGAGGUGCAAUGGCGAUGGCACUUGCGGUCUUGCGUUUGGUUGCCUCACGUCACCGUCUACGUGCGGUUGCCGCAUCGGCAGUGACUGUUACCGCGACGGUCAAUUGAAUCCAGACAACGGAGUGCAAAUGUGCGAUUAUAAUGAGAGUGCCCAGAAAUGGUCGAAUGUGUCGGCAGGAUAUGACACUGUCGUGUUGCCUAAUCCUAAUGAUUGAGGCGACUGCUGCGCUGUUGUCAUAUGCCUAGACAUACCUAAAUUUUGAUGGCGUUUGUUGUUUUUUGACUGUUCAGCGCUAUAAUCAAUCUUUUAGACAUGACGUUUGGAUUGGAUUGCGUAUAUGAUGUUUGCUCUCUAGUGUACAUGUGCUAGUGUGACCUUAGCUUAUUGUUUGACGUUGUUGACUGAUUGUGGUAAUUACAAAUUGUGUUUUUAACUUUGUUUACUGCAGUAUAAUAUAAAAUUUGUGGGUUUGGGCU